AUGUUUCGAGUCUCUGAAAAUCGCCUAAACUUACUGCUGAGAGGCCACGCAACACAUGCAAGCGUGUUGAGAAGACUUUUGAGUACGCGUAUUAAGGAAGAAAAGACUACCUUAGAGGAUGCUGGCAUUAUCUCUAAUAGAACAAUUCACGAAAAGCAAAAUCACCAUAUUGAAGGGAUUACUAAGGACAAUGAUCUGGAAUUACUAGAAAAAGGUAUCAGGAAAUCUGACGAGAUGACUUCCAAUUUCACAAAUUAUAUGUACAGAUUUCACAGACUCCCUCCCAAUUACGGAAGUAAUCAACUCAUCACCAUCGAUAAGGAACUGCAGAGAGAACUGCAUGGAGUUAUGGCGUCUUUCAAGGCUCCUUGCAGGUUUGCAUUUGGUUACGGCUCCGGAGUUUUUGAACAAGCAGGGUAUUCUAAAACAGAUAGCAAACCCCAAAUCGAUAUUAUCUUAGGUGUCACUCAUCCAUCACAUUUUCACUCUAUUAAUAUGAGACAAAAUCCCCACCACUAUUCCAGUUUGAAAUACUUCGGUUCCGAAUUCGUUUCCAAAUUUCAAGAAAUUGGUGCAGGGGUGUACUUCAACCCAUUUGCUAAUAUAAAUGGACACGACGUAAAAUAUGGAGUAGUUUCUAUGGAAACGCUUUUAAAAGACGUAGCUACUUGGAAUACAUUCUAUAUAGCGGGGCGACUACAAAAACCGGUUAAAAUAUUAAAGAAUGAUCUACGAGUGCAAUACUGGAACCAGCUAAACCUGAAAGCUGCCGCUACAUUGGCUAAGCAUUACACCCUAGAGAAAAACAACAACAAGUUUGACGAAUUCCAAUUUUAUAAAGAGAUAACCGCUUUGAGUUACGCAGGUGAUAUUAGAUACAAACUAGGUGGAGAAAAUCCCGACAAAGUUAACAACAUUGUUACUAAAAACUUUGAAAGGUUCCAAAUAUACUAUAGACCUAUUUACAAAGAGGUGGUCCUAAACGAUUCAUUUUAUCUUCCAAAGGGAUUCACAUUAAAAAACACUCAAAGACUCUUACUCAGCCGCAUAAGUAAAUCGAGUGCACUGCAAACCAUUAAAGGUGUUUUCACUGCGGGGGUCACAAAAUCGAUUAAGUAUGCUUGGGCUAAGAAGAUGAAAUCAAUGAAAAGAAGUUAG
Saccharomyces eubayanus is the source of this 1158-nucleotide messenger RNA. It is a transcript of the gene TAM41, whose product is annotated as putative phosphatidate cytidylyltransferase. The transcript has a single exon. The coding region runs from base 1 to 1158 and encodes 385 amino acids. Gene Ontology annotation, cellular component: mitochondrion. Gene Ontology annotation, molecular function: phosphatidate cytidylyltransferase activity. The record is from RefSeq and is a predicted model, not a curated record. NCBI's taxonomy places the organism in Eukaryota, Fungi, Ascomycota, Saccharomycetes, Saccharomycetales, Saccharomycetaceae. Gene Ontology annotation, biological process: CDP-diacylglycerol biosynthetic process; cardiolipin biosynthetic process.